This is a messenger RNA of Rotaria socialis, 624 nucleotides long. The record is from the annotation of a GenBank genome assembly. NCBI's taxonomy places the organism in Eukaryota, Metazoa, Rotifera, Eurotatoria, Philodinida, Philodinidae.
AUGGGCGAUGAUAUGAUGUCAUAUAAUGGUGGUGUUGCUUUGGCCAUGAAAGGCAAAGAAUGUGUUGCCAUAGCAUGCGAUAAACGAUAUGGUGUGCAAAAUCGAACAAUAGCAACUAAUUUUACGAAAAUAUUUCAAUAUGGCGAUUAUUGUUUUGUUUCAUUCUGUGGCUUAGCAACAGAUGUUCAAACAGUCUCUGAACGUUUGAGAUUUCGUGUAAACUUAUAUGAACUACGUGAACAAAGAAAAAUAAAACCCAUUGUCUUAUAUAAUAUGUUAACAAAUCUUUUAUAUGAACGUCGUUUUGGACCCUAUUUUGUUUUUUCACUUGUUAUUGGUCUUGACCCAAAAACUGGAGAAACAUUUGUCUAUGAUUCAGAUAAUAUUGGCGCAAUAAGUGAUAAUGUUAAUUUAGCUACAGUUGGUACGGCUAGUGACUAUAUAUUUGGUCUUGGCGAACUUUUUUUUAAACCAAAUAUGAAUGCAGAUGAAUUAUUUGAAGCAACAUCCCAAUCUUUACUCAAUGGUGUUGAUCGCGAUUCAGCUAGUGGUUGGGGUGUACUUGUUUAUGUUGUUGAAAGAAACAAGGUUACUGUACGGGAAUUGAAAGGUCGACAAGAUUAA